ACGACCCACAAAGAAAUAUGGAACCGUCGUAAACCUUCCGUAAUACCAUGGUGACAGAGGUCUCUGCUUCUGCCGAUGGAUGGGGGGGGCCUUAUAUAGCCUUCAGGCCCUCUCCCGCGCGUGGGUCCUCUUCUUAAAGACAGAUCAGUAAAGGCAUACGCACUCGCAAUGGCUAUCAGAGACACUCAGACGCUUGCUGCUGCUGCUGGUUCUGCUUCAUCUACAGAUACCAUGCUUACAGAGGUCUCCAUCACAGAUGGCGGAUCUGCCGAAAUCGUGUCAACAGGCACGACUUUGCUUCCUCAGGUCCUCAUGCCCAUCGUAGUCGCUUGUGCGGUGGUUGCUGUCUUCGGAACGGCACUUGUCGUCUGGCUUCUUGUUCGUCGUCGUCAGAGAAGGAUAAUGCAACACAGUAUCUCAGCUUAUGGAGAAAAACCCAUGCUGGAGGCUUUCAACUUUCCCGGGCCGACAAGUCCGCACCGGUCAAGCUGGCAAACUGCGCGAACAUGGAGAGCCAGUCAGGCUCUCAGAAUACCUUCGGUGCUGUCGCCACUAAGCACGAACUUCCCUGUGUCACCAGGCUACACACGAGUCAAGCACCAGAGUACUUUGCUGCCCUCUCCGCCUAUUAGCCCGAUGACCGUAAGUACAUCACGUAUUUCGUCGUCUCCUCCGCCAUUAUAUUCCAAGCUCGAAGGCCAUGGCCCAGAAAGAGUCAUGAAGGCGAAAGCAACCAUGCAACAUUAUACACCAACCCGGCCACGGACGCCGGAGGUCAGGAACCUUAUGGAGGUAGUGUCGAGCACUGCAAGCGACAGUUCCACCAGCAGCAGGACUACAGACGGGUCUCGCACCCUGAAGGAUACGGAUGAGAAAGUCUGGUGGAAAGCUGAAGAAACAAAAACUCCUGUCAAGAAACCGCAACCACCGCCGCCCAGGCGGAAGCUGGUGCCUCGUCCUCUGGUUCCGAAGAUCCAGGUCACACGGGCUUCCGUCAUUCCAGUGGCUUUUCGUGAAUCAGUGCUUCAGCGAGCAGGUGAGUUGGAGGUCAUGAAGACGCACAUGGAGAAGCUGGAGAAGGAAUUUGUGGAGGAGAUGGCAGCAGCAACUGUGGACUCGCCGACAAGGCCUUGGAGGCACAGCGUGCGAAGCAGCGGGACUGUAUCGCACGAGGCCCCGGAGUACUCUUUCAUCUAGUCAUAGUACCUAGGAACAUAAGAGAUAUUUUCACAUAUCC
Saitoella complicata NRRL Y-17804 is the source of this 1237-nucleotide messenger RNA. RefSeq lists its product as uncharacterized. Bases 169 to 1197 code for a protein of 342 amino acids. The transcript has a single exon. NCBI's taxonomy places the organism in Eukaryota, Fungi, Ascomycota, Saitoellomycetes, Saitoellales, Saitoellaceae. The record is from RefSeq and is a predicted model, not a curated record.